UCUGGCCGCGGCGGCUCAUAGCGCGGCUGCGGCGGGCGCGGGCGGCGGCGGCACCCUCCCGUCCGUCUGUCCUGGGAGCUUCGCCUGCGCGCCGACCCGCGGGGGGACAGCAAGCUUUCCGGCCCGCAGCGGGGGCGGGGACGCCAGGCCAGCGGCCCCUCCGACCCCCAAGAUGAGAAAGCUGAGGCUCAGGGAACAGUAAUACACCCACCUACACAGAAGUAGGUAAUCGCGGUGCACUAGGCAGGUGGUCGGCCCCAGGCCCAUGCCCUGAGACGGGGAGGCACCGCCAGCAUGCCGUGGGACGCACGGCGGCCCGGGGGCGGCGCGGACGGCGGGCCCGAGGGCGCAGGCGCGGCGCGCUCGCAGGCGCAGAAGCAGUGCCGCAAGUCGUCGUUCGCUUUCUACCAGGCCGUGCGGGACCUGCUGCCCGUGUGGCUGCUGGAGGACAUGCGCGCCAGCGAGGCCUUCCACUGGGACGAGCGCGGGUGCGCCGCCGCCUACUCACCGUCUGAGGCGCUGCUCUACGCACUCGUGCACGACCACCAGGCAUACGCGCACUACCUGCUGGCUACGUUCCCGCGGCGCGCACUCGCGCCGCCCAGCGCCGGCUUCCGCUGCUGCGCGGCGCCCGGGCCGCACGUGGCGCUGGCCGUGCGCUACAACCGCGUGGGCAUCCUGCGCCGCAUCCUGCGCACCGUGCGCGACUUCCCGGCCGAGGAGCGCGCGCGCCUGCUCGACCGGCGAGGCUGUAGCCGCGUGGAGGGCGGCGGCACGUCGCUGCACGUGGCCUGCGAGCUGGCGCGCCCCGAGUGUCUCUUCUUGCUGCUCGGCCACGGCGCUUCGCCCGGCCUGCGCGACGGCGGCGGCCUCACGCCGCUCGAGCUGCUGCUGCGUCACCUGGGCCGUGAUGCCGGGGCCGCCCCCGCCGUCGGGGCGCCUGCGCCCGGGGAGCCGCGCCAGCGCCGCCUGCUGCUGCUCGACUUACUGGCGCUGUACACGCCCGCGGACGCCGCCGGCCCGGCCCGCCGCGAGCUGCUGGGCGACCGGCCGCGCUGGCAGCGGCUGCUGGGCGAGGACAAGUUCCAGUGGUUGGCGGGCCUGGCGCCACCCUCGCUCUUCGCGCGCGCCAUGCAGGUGCUGGUCACCGCCAUCUCGCCUGGCCGCUUCCCCGAGGCCCUGGACGAGCUGCCACUGCCGCCCUUCCUGCAGCCGCUGGACCUCACGGGCAAGGGCUAGACCGCGGGGGCACCCCGGGUGCUGGAUUUUUGGAGAAUACUAUUUUUCAGAGCGUUGUACCCGGCACUUUACAUAUAUUGUUCUCUGGACAGCAGAA
Messenger RNA from Balaenoptera musculus (blue whale), 1336 nucleotides. RefSeq names its product ankyrin repeat domain 9 (gene ANKRD9). NCBI's taxonomy places the organism in Eukaryota, Metazoa, Chordata, Mammalia, Artiodactyla, Balaenopteridae. The transcript has 3 exons. The record is from RefSeq and is a predicted model, not a curated record. Bases 295 to 1239 code for a protein of 314 amino acids. Gene Ontology annotation, molecular function: protein binding.